AGAAGCGAGGAGCGAGGCGCCAUCGCGGAGAAGCAGCAUCGGCACAACGCAGCGGACAUCGUAAACAAGUAAAUUACCAUUUCUCAAACAUUUCUAUCAAACAGAUAACUGCAAGCCAAAGUACCAAAUCAAAUCCAAUCCAAACCAAGCAUCCAAAUGCGAAUCUCAAUCCGAACGUAUCCAAAUUGCAUAAGAAUCGGGUUGCGUAGGAGCAUGUCCGCCUUCCUUGUUGCCUGGCCACUUGGCUGGAGCCGCAGCUCCUGUCCAAACCCGAUACCCGGUCUGCAAUACACAAAGCGAUCCGGAUUCGAUCAAGGAGCCAGCGCCAGCCAAGUCAAGUCGGGCCGGGAAAGUACAUUAGCUCUCUAGAUUUUCGAAUAUCAAUUCUCGAUCAUCGAUUCUCUAUUCUGACAGCAGCCAAAGCGAGCAUGUCAAAGCUUUCAUUGCAAUCAACAGCAAGGUACUAGAGAAAAGAACAGAAAAGAAGGCAAAGAAAAUGCAAAAUACUGUUUUGUGUAUAUAGAUCAUCACGUCCGCACCCGAUAUGUCGGCAGCCCGCUUGCCCUACUAUCAGCAGGAUCUGCAGGACCAGCCGGAUGGGCAGCAGCAGCAGCGCCGCGCCGGUCGUGGCCAGCACCGCGGCUACUACGAGCAGCGUGAAUCUGGAUCCCGGCGUGAGCGCAGCCGCUCCACGGAACGCUACAGCCGACGCUACAGUCGGAGCCGUUCUUACUCCCGUAGCCGCAGUCGCUCCGCGGAGCGCUCCUCCGGCCAACGUCGACGGCGUGAUGACCGCCGGCAGCAGCAGUCACGCUAUCAUCGGGACCGCGACUCGAGGGAUCGCUCCAGAGACCGCUCAAGGGAUCGUGAACGUGAACGUGAACGUGAUCGUGACUACUUCAGGCGGUCAAACAACCACCGUCGCUCGGAGUCGCCUGGCUUUGGACCCAGCAGCAGCUCCAGCCAGCGGAGGGGCACUUACGGCGCAUCCUCCAUUGGCAGAGCCGAAAUGAAUGCCGUAUACAAGGCUGCCGCAGCCGCAAGCGCAGCUGCCGAACAGGCCCAGAUGGGCGGAAAAGCUGGCUCCAGUUCCGUCGCAGCUGCCGUGGGUGCCUACUACAAUCUAGAUACUGAGGAGCCCUUCGACAAGGAGCGCAUCCACCGCGAGAUGGAGCAGAAGCUGCGCGAAGCGCUAGCCAGAGAAGGCAAAGUGUAUCCGCCGCCCAAGCCGGAGCCUCCAUCGCAUCCCGUAUUCGCCAACGACGGCUCGUUCAUGGAGUUGUUCAAGAAAAUGCAGGAGGAGCAGAAGCAGCAAGCGAGCGGCGCACACGUGCAGCAACCAGCAGACCUCGCUGCCGGUGGAUUGGAACAUCUGGGUGUGCCACAGCAGUUGCAGCAUCAGCUUUCCGCAUCUGAGACAGCGUCAUCAUCGACAUUGUUGGCAGCAGCUCCCCCGUUGCCGGCCAUUGCGGUGGGGGCGGCCAGCAGUGCUGCCGCUCCCUACAUCGCUGCAGCAGCGGCCGGCAAACUGGCACCACCUCCGCCCAUUGUUGGUCGCCGUCGAGGCGGCAAGAUCCUAAAGACCGGCGUGGUGGCUAAACUCAAGACGCCCAACGAGCGUGACGUUGAUCCGAAGGACUUCUGGUCGCUCUACCUGGCCGAGGUUAACAAGUACAAGAGCAACGCCUGCGACACGGACAACGGCAAACGGCCGCUGGUCAAGUAGUCACUGCAACUGCCGCAACAGCUACCAAAGCUACAGUUUCCCAUAGAAACAUGAACUUGAACGCAGGCAGAACAGCAAGCGUGAACUCCCCAGUUGCAUCCCUACCCUCCUCUUUUUCCCUGACAUUCAGACACACACACAUACACACACGACCUCUGAUUACCCAACUUUCGGAAGCACAGUCCUGUAGUUUUUAAUCGUAGAGGGAGGCGAGCCGGAGACAGCGCGAGCUAUGUAAUUUGUAUUUUUUUCACACGGGUCUCGAGGGACCAGCCGCAGAGCCUCGAAAUUAAAUAUUUGAUGAAAUAAUCAUAGUCUAGAUCGUAAGACGUAGAUUUAUAUGAUAUGUAUCUCUAUAUAUAACAUUAUUGUAUAUACCGCUCAUUCAGCAUCGACAAAUUUGAAAAACUAA
Drosophila serrata is the source of this 2138-nucleotide messenger RNA. RefSeq lists its product as uncharacterized. Gene Ontology annotation, molecular function: 5'-3' exonuclease activity; 3'-5' exonuclease activity. NCBI's taxonomy places the organism in Eukaryota, Metazoa, Arthropoda, Insecta, Diptera, Drosophilidae. The record is from RefSeq and is a predicted model, not a curated record.